Salvia miltiorrhiza (redroot sage) is the source of this 810-nucleotide messenger RNA. RefSeq lists its product as uncharacterized. NCBI's taxonomy places the organism in Eukaryota, Viridiplantae, Streptophyta, Magnoliopsida, Lamiales, Lamiaceae. The record is from RefSeq and is a predicted model, not a curated record. The transcript has 2 exons. Bases 219 to 650 code for a protein of 143 amino acids.
AUGUUAAAAAAUAAGCGAACAAAAUGGGUAUAGAUUUGAUAAUUACUUUUGUCAAAUUUCCAAUCCCAAAAUCAACUGUUCAUAAAAUUCCUUCAAUUAGAUGGAAUGAAUUAAUUUGUUAGGAUCGAAUCAUCACUUAAAUAGCUCUAUGCAGUGGGGCUUUUCGUCUGUCGGCGACUAGCUUACGCGAAUGCUUCGCUCUUGCGCUAAUUUCCAAAAUGGUGUCGAAGCUUCUGAUUGCGGUGGUUUUUAUGGUCAUUUUGAUGGCAGAAGGAGUGAAGUCAUGGACCGGCGAAAUCCACGGCAGAGUGGUAUGCGACGUGUGCGCCGACUCCUCCAUCGGCCCCGAAGAUCACGUUUUAGCAGGUGCUGAGGUGGCAGUGCUCUGCAUAACAAAGUCUGGGGAAGUCCUGAACUACCAGGCAUUCGCAAAUGCAAAUGGGAUGUACACGGUGGCUGAGACGAUGCCAGAGAGUGAGCGUUGGGAUGCCUGUCUGGCAAGGCCGAUCAGCAGCUUCCACAGCCACUGCACGCAUCUGGGAGAUGGAAGCGUGGGCGUGAAGUUCAGUUACGACCACCCCUCUGGCUAUUCUCACGCCGUGAGACCCUUCGUUUAUCGUCCUGUCAAAGCUCCUGUAUACUGCAUUUAGGAAUGGGGCAUUAUGCAAGAAAGAUGGUAUGGGAGUUGUAUGUAUAUGUAUGGAAUAUAAUUAUAUAGAUAUAUAACCACAUGCCAAACUGUGAUUUUCACAACCAAGACUGAAUGUUUGAGCGCAAUUUUACUGGCCAAUUUAUCUGCUUGUUGGUUUA